CCAAGGUUCAUCCUUCCCCCCUUGCUCCAUGCCCUAGGCCCACUCACCUCGUGACCUUGCUGCUGCAUAAACGCCUCUCCGCCUUAUUCCUUUUUCCUUUCCCAGCAAACCCUUCUCCCCCCCUCUCCGUUCGCCCUCCCUGGGGAGGAAGUUUUUUCUUCUGAAGCCGCGAGCAGCAAGUCUAGUAGGAGCGGCAGAUAGCGUGACGCAGCCAUGGUGCGACACAACAACCAGGUGCCGAAUGCGCACUUCCACAAGGAUUGGCAGUCGUACGUGAAGACAUGGUUCAACCAACCCGCCCGCAAAAAGCGCAGACGGAUCGCGAGGCAGAAGAAGGCCGUGAGCAUCUUCCCGCGCCCGACAGCCGGACCGCUGCGGCCGGAGGUGCACGCGCCCACCAUCCGCUACAACUCCAAGAUCCGCGAGGGCCGCGGCUUCACCCCCGCCGAGCUCAGGGAGGCGGGCAUCCCCAUUAGGGUGGCACGCACGAUCGGCAUCUCCGUGGACUCGCGCCGCCGCAACCGCAGCCUGGAGAGCCUGCAGGCCAACGUGGCCCGCCUCAAGGCGUACAAGGCUAAGCUCGUCGUCUUCCCGCGCCGCACCAAGAAGCCCAAGGCCGGCGACGCUUCUCCCGAGGAGUUGGCGGCUGCCGUGCAGCACACCGGGGCUGUGAUCCCUAUCGUGAGGCCCGCCAAGGACGUGCCCCUGGCGGCCGUCACAGAGGAGCUGCGCGCGGGCAAGGUGUACGAGACCCUGCGCCAGGAGCGCACCACGGCCCGGCUCGCAGGCAUCCGCAAGAAGCGCGCCCUGGAGAAGGAGAAGGAGGAGAAGAAGUAAGGGGCGAGGGAGAUAUCGCGAAGAGAGCGCUGGUUGUGGUUCGGCUGGUGGUGGCUGUGGGCAGCUGUAGCAAUGGCGGGUGUUGGGUGACUGCUGCUGCAGUUGCUUGGGCAUCAGCUGCUUUCAGCAGCAGCAGCAAGGGCAGAUGGGCAUCAGGAGGAUGAAGAGGACGAGAGCGUGCAUGGUAGAGGAAUCAGCAGCAAGAGCAGCAGCUGGCCUUGUUAAUGUUAGUGGAGUCACCUCUUUUGGCUCAUGGGUGGUUGCUGUGAUGCUUGCUGUUUUCAACUGUGAUGCCUGAAGUUUGAGAUUUGCAUUCACUCGUUCGUCGUGAAGUGCACCGUGAAUGUAGAAAUUUGUAGUGGCCUCACUAGUCUUUCUAUGGUUGCAUUGAAAUAUUGAUUGCGGGAGAUAGGCUAAUCGUCCCUACCUACCGCAGUUUAAGGGAAAUCUU
This is a messenger RNA of Closterium sp. NIES-67, 1288 nucleotides long. The record is from the annotation of a GenBank genome assembly. Lineage: Eukaryota; Viridiplantae; Streptophyta; Zygnematophyceae; Desmidiales; Closteriaceae.